Molecule: messenger RNA, 661 nt
Organism: Trichoplusia ni (cabbage looper)
Lineage: Eukaryota; Metazoa; Arthropoda; Insecta; Lepidoptera; Noctuidae
Product: larval cuticle protein LCP-22-like
Exons: 4
Coding region: 62-529 (155 amino acids)
Cellular component (GO): chitin-based extracellular matrix
Molecular function (GO): structural constituent of chitin-based larval cuticle
Source: RefSeq, a predicted model, not a curated record
ACAGAUAUCAGUUACCAAACCGAUCUAGUCUUCUAACAAUCAACAAAAAAACCAAUCAAAAAUGAAAUUCGCCGUUGCUUUUGCCGCCGUCUUGGCUGUGGCUUCUGCCCAGCUUUCUGCAUUCGCUCCAUUCAGACAAGAGCUUCGUCCCAGUGCCCCUGCUCCUCGUCCCCAAGCUGCUGUCUCCGGCCGUGUCGCCAGCUCUGACCAGGCCGCCAGCAUCAUCCGUUACGACAACGAUGUUGGACCCGACGGCAGCUACAGCUAUGCUGUGGAGACCGACAACGGUAUCGCUGCUCAGGCCCAGGGUACUCCUCGUGACUUCGGUGGCAACCCACCCAUCAUCCCUGUAGUCGCCCAAGGAUCCUUCUCAUGGGUUGCCCCCGACGGCCAAAACGUCGUCAUCUCCUACGUCGCUGAUGAGAACGGAUACCAACCCUCCGGUGAUGCCAUCCCCACCUCUCCCCCAGUCCCCCCACAAAUCGCCCGCGCUCUUGAGUACCUCGCCAGGAUCCCCCAGAAGAAGUAAAUGGACCAUCGGCUUUAGACAAAACUUAGCUUAAAUUAUAACAUUAACGUGAACCCUGUAAAUAAAUUUAAUGUACCUGUAUAUACGAAUCCUUAUAUACAUAUUUCCAACACAUCGUUGGAAUUAGCAAAA